Molecule: messenger RNA, 926 nt
Organism: Sturnus vulgaris (Common starling)
Lineage: Eukaryota; Metazoa; Chordata; Aves; Passeriformes; Sturnidae
Gene: MGST1
Product: microsomal glutathione S-transferase 1
Cellular component (GO): membrane; mitochondrion
Molecular function (GO): glutathione transferase activity
Source: RefSeq, a predicted model, not a curated record
UUGCAACGAUUUUAGCUUUAACUAACUCUAAUGUUUUUUAGUGGUCGUCAGUGAGAAGAGGAGAAAUGGCCAAAUCCACCCAGUUAAUUGACAAUGAAGUCUUCCGGGCUUAUGCUACUUAUGCAGGCAUUGUUCUUAUAAAAAUGAUGCUGAUGAGUCUGAUAACAGCAUACUUCAGGAUCACAAGGAAGGCAUUUGUCAACCCAGAAGAUACAGAAUCAUUUGGAAAAGGGGAGAAUGCUAAGAAAUACCUGAGGACUGAUCCAGAUGUUGAACGUGUACGCAGAGGCCACCUGAACGACCUGGAGAACAUUGUCCCCUUUGUUGGCAUUGGACUGCUGUAUGCUCUGAGUGGCCCUGAGCUUUCCACGGCCCUGCUGCACUUCAGGAUCUUCACUGGGGCUAGGAUCCUUCACACUUUUGCCUACUUGAUCCCCCUUCCCCAGCCUGGCAGAGGCUUGUCGUGGGCAGUUGGCUACUCAGUGACCUUCUCCAUGGCCUACAAAGUCCUGAAGACAGCAUGGCUCCUGUAGCAGAGCUGUCAUUUCUGUGUCCCCUUUGACAUUCCACACAAAGUUCCCAGCACUGUACCAUGAUGUCUUGAGUGAGCCAUUGAGUCUUCUGUGGUAACUGGAAUUCUUUUUUCUCUUUUUUUUUUUUUUUUUUUUUUUUAACAAAACCUUUUUGUUCCUGUUCAGAAGUGUUUCUUUUUUGGAGGAAAAAAAACCCUUCUCCCUCUAUUCCCUGUGCAUGGGUUGCACUGCCAAAUACUAGAUUGGAUGUUCCCUUUGCAAUUUGUCAAGUGCUUACAAUUCUAAACAUGAGAUGAUGCUGUAUUGAUAGAGUGUUUGAUAAUUUUCUACAGAUGCACUAUUUUUGGCUGUAGCUCUGAAGUCUAAAUCAAUAAAGACAAGAUUAAAAAAAAA